CAACCGUACGGGAUGUGUCCUCAUCUCUUUUACAUAGCGCACCGCUACUGUAUCCUCAUUCACACAGUUAAACAAGUGCGUGUGUGUGUUGCAGGUUGAGGGAAGGGCUUGUGAACUUUUUGAGAACAGCACUCUACAGAGAGAAAAGCAAAGACUCAAGUGAGCCCUUGUUUGUUACAGAGGAGUAACAGCAAACGCAAACUGAUGAUUAGAGGUCUUAGAUGUAAAGAUGACAGAGUGUUAACAGGGGAAAGCAAGAUUUCUUACAACUUUACAUUUGAAUCAGAAACCUACACUGUGACUGUGGCAACUGGGACAUCGGAGUAUUCAGGCACAAACAAUUACAUCUAUGUUACUUUGGUGGGGGAACAGGGGGAGAGUGAACGCACCCUGCUGGACAACCCAGGCCUGGACUUCUGCAGAGGCGCUGUAGAUGAAUACAAAGUGAGCAGUCCCUCUCCGUUAGGCCGCCUGCUGCUGGUGCGACUGGAAAAGCAGAAGUACUGGGUGGAAGACAACUGGUUCUGUCGCUAUGUCAUUGUGACGGACCCUGACGGACACACAGCCACGUUCCCCUGUUUACGCUGGCUGAUCGGAGACACAAAAGUGGAGAUCAGAGAAGGAGUGGCUAAAACAUUCAAAGAUGAUGAAUUUGUACCUGAACUGUUGGCCCACAGAAAGGCUGAGCUAGAAGAGAGACAAAAAAACUAUAGAUGGUUAAAAUGGGCUCCGGGUAUUCCUCACUGUAUUGACGCCCCAACUGAAGCAGACCUACCCCAAGAUGCACGCUUCGACAAUGAGAAGAGAAGUGAUUUUGAAUAUUCCCUACAAUAUGCACUGAUGGAGUUGUCCUUGAAGAAACUCGCCAUCAGGUUCGGAAAAUCGUGGGAUGACUUGGAAGAUUUCAGACGCAUUUUCUGGAAGUUGAAAAGCCCCAUAGCUGAGUAUUGUAUGGAGCACUGGAAGGAGGACUGGUUCUUUGGAUACCAGUGUCUAAAUGGCUGUAACCCGAGGAUGAUCCAACAAUGCACAAAGCUCCCAGACAAGUUCCCAGUGACAGCCGACAUGGUGCAGAGCUCGCUGUGCCACAAAACCAACCUGGACAAAGAGUUAAAGGCAGGAAACAUCUUUCUUUUAGACUACAGCAUCAUGGAGGGGCUUCCUGCCAAUGUUAUCAAGAAUAAACCUCAGUACAUAGCUGCGCCCCUCUGUCUCCUGUACCAACAUCCAGAUGAUGGGCUCAUUCCUAUAGCCAUCCAGCUGGGACAGUCUCCAGGGGACGACACGCCCAUUUUCCUCCCCAAAGACCCUCCCCUGGCCUGGCUACUUGCCAAGGCAUGGGUGCGACACUCUGAGUUCCAAAUCUUCCAGGUCCUCUCUCACCUCCUCCGCACACACUUGGUAGGUGAGGUGUUCUGUGUGGCCACUCUGAGACAGCUCCCUGCAGUGCACCCAAUUUACAAGCUCCUGGCUCCUCACCAGCGCUACACUCUGGAGAUCAACUGUAGGGGGCGCACACAACUGAUCUCCUCCAACGGCAUCUUUAAACGGGUUGUGUCCACAGGAGGAGAAGCUCUAUUGAUUCUGGCUCAAAGGGAGUACAAGGUGCUGACCUACCGCUCGCUGCAGCCUCACCAUGACUUCACUGACAGAGGUGUGACUCGAAUCCCCAAAUACUUCUACAGGGAUCAUGCGUUGCUGCUGUGGGACGUCAUACACAAUUUUGUUUCAGGAAUAGUUAAUUUGUACUACAAAUCAGACUGUGAUGUUGAGAAGGACCACGAGCUGCAGGCGUGGAUCAGAGAAGUGACAGAGGAGGGCUUCGCAGAGCUGCCCAAUUUCGGUUUGCCCAGUUCCCUCAAAGGUCGAGAGGAGUUGACUAAAUUACUUGCAGUGAUUAUCUUCACGUGCACAGCCCAGCACGCAGCCACCAACAAUGGACAAUUUGAUUGGUGUGCAUGGGUCCCAAACACACCAUGCACCAUGAGGCUACCCCCUCCCACAGACAAGGAUGCAGUUACCAUGGAUACAGUCAUGUCCACCUUACCAGACAUCAGUCAGUCUUGUAUGCAGAUGGCCAUCACGUGGCACCUGGGUCGACCACAGCCAGAUGCUGUACCACUGGGCCACUACACAGAGGACCACUUCACUGAGGAGGCGGCGCAGGAUUUGAUUAAAACGUUCAGGAAGGAGCUGAAAGAAAUGGAGGAGCAGAUCUUAAGUGAGAAUGAUGGACUAGAGCUGCAGUAUUUGGUUCUCCUGCCCAGUCAAGUUGAAAACAGUAUCACGAUAUAACAAACAGACGACUGGUGUAGUAAGUACAAGCUCUUUAAAUUAUGUUAUUAGAAAAUAACUGCAUUUAGUUUAGGCAAUUGUGAGGCUGAGACCCAUGACUGUUUAUAAUGAAAUUUUUCUUUUUGUCAUUUGUGCCAUUUACUUUUAUAUUACUGUGAACUGCUGUCACCUUUUUGUCUUACUAUUUUUGAUUUUUUUUUUGUAAAGUUUUUGUAACGCUUCUAAGGGUUACCUGAUCGCUAAUAAAUACACUGCAUUCAGAGAU
Boleophthalmus pectinirostris (great blue-spotted mudskipper) is the source of this 2560-nucleotide messenger RNA. It is a transcript of the gene alox12, whose product is annotated as arachidonate 12-lipoxygenase. NCBI's taxonomy places the organism in Eukaryota, Metazoa, Chordata, Actinopteri, Gobiiformes, Gobiidae. Gene Ontology annotation, biological process: lipid oxidation; linoleic acid metabolic process. The transcript is spliced from 16 exons. The record is from RefSeq and is a predicted model, not a curated record. Gene Ontology annotation, molecular function: arachidonate 15-lipoxygenase activity; arachidonate 12(S)-lipoxygenase activity; iron ion binding. The coding region runs from base 205 to 2295 and encodes 696 amino acids.